Molecule: messenger RNA, 2610 nt
Organism: Conger conger (European conger)
Lineage: Eukaryota; Metazoa; Chordata; Actinopteri; Anguilliformes; Congridae
Product: cytochrome P450 3A30-like
Exons: 13
Coding region: 91-1653 (520 amino acids)
Molecular function (GO): iron ion binding; oxidoreductase activity, acting on paired donors, with incorporation or reduction of molecular oxygen, reduced flavin or flavoprotein as one donor, and incorporation of one atom of oxygen; heme binding
Source: RefSeq, a predicted model, not a curated record
CCCAGAGACAUGCACUGUUUUUGAUAGCAGGGAUUUGAUCUAGUCAAACGUGUCUUUUACAAGUGCUGUGCGAAUCAUUGACUGUACACAAUGAAUGUGCAUUCAGAAAAAUCAACAGAAGAAUCUACAAUGAAUUUCUUCUUGUUUUUUUCAACAACGACUUGGGCCCUCCUUAUAUUUACUCUAAGCUUGUUUGCUGUAUAUGGUUACUGGCCAUAUGGAUUUUUUAAAAAAUUGGAAAUUCAUGGACCUAAACCAAUGCCGUUCUUGGGAACACUGCUUGAAUAUCGAAAGGGAUUCCACAACUUUGACAUGGCGUGUUUUAAGAAAUAUGGGAAAAUAUGGGGUUUUUACGAUGGCAGACAGCCAGUACUGGCCAUUAUGGAUCUUGGAAUGAUCAAAACUAUUCUGAUCAAAGAAUGCUACUCCAUUUUCACAAACAGAAGAAACUUCCGUCUGAAUGGUCCCUUGUAUGAUGCAAUAACUGUUGUGGAAGACGAUGAGUGGAAGAGAAUUAGGAGCGUUCUCUCGCCCUCUUUUACCAGUGGCCGACUGAAAGAGAUGUUUACCAUUAUGAAACAGCACUCCAAUAAUUUAAUUAAGAGCAUACAGAAAACAUCUGACAGUGGGAAAUCAGCAAACGUGAAAGAGUCAUUUGGUGCAUACAGUAUGGAUGUUGUCACCAGCACUUCAUUUAGUGUUGACAUUGAUUCCCUCAACAACCCAAGUGACCCCUUUGUCACACACAUUAAGAAAAUGCUCAAAUUUGACCCGCUCAAUCCCCUAUUAAUCUUUAUAGCAUUCUUCCCCUUCAUGGCCCCCGUGCUGGAGAAAAUGGACUUUGCCUUGUUCCCAACAUCUGUGACAGACUUCUUCUAUGCCUCACUUCGGAAAAUAAAGUCAGAACGACGAACAAAUGUUCACAAAAAUCGAGUGGAUUUUCUGCAACUUAUGGUGGAUUCCCAGAUACCUGAAAAUGCCACUGUCUCAAAAGGAGAACCACUCAAAGGACUCACAGACCAUGAAAUUCUCUCUCAAUCAAUGAUGUACAUUUUUGCUGGUUAUGAGACCAGCAGCAGUACUCUCUCAUUCUUGGCCUACAACUUGGCCACCAAUCCUGAAACAAUGAUAAAACUUCAAGAGGAGAUCGAUCAAGUUUUUCCAAACAAGGCCCCAGUGACCUAUGAACCACUGAUGGAAAUGGAGUACCUGGAUAUGGUACUGAAUGAGUCUUUGAGGCUCUACCCUAUUGCUGCUCGUCUUGAGAGGGUUUGCAAGCAGACGGUUGAGAUCAAUGGGGUGACCAUUCCUAAAGGGACCGUUGUCAUGAUACCAACUUAUGCCUUACACCGUGACCCUGAAUUGUGGUCAGAACCAGAACUCUUCAAACCUGAGAGGUUUAGUAAGGAAAACAAAGACAGAAUGGACCCUCAUAGCUAUUUGCCAUUUGGAGCUGGUCCUCGAAACUGCAUCGGAAUGAGGUUUGCCAUUCUCAUGAUGAAACUUGCUAUGGUUCAGAUACUUCAGAACUUCAGCAUUGCUACAUGUGAUGAGACAGAGAUCCCUUUGGAGCUGGACUCUCUAGGACUUAUUGCUCCUAAAAACCCGAUAAAACUGAAGAUGGUUCCACGUGACAGUGCAAGCAAAGAUUAAUAAAAUUAUCAUCAGGGCAAUGUACAGUAUAAAAUUACAACGCACAGUAUGUCAUUUCUAACAAGUAAUUAAUAAUAUACUGAUUUGCUGAAGUGGAUUAAUCUGUAAUCUUAAAUCUCUUUAUCAUCAGUAAUAGUAAGCAAUGAGCAAUGAUGGUGAUGAUUGUUUAGCCCAUUUUGCCACAUUCUUCAGCCUGAAAUCAUAUUUGCUGUCGAAUGUUGUCUAACUUUGUAUACUGUAUCUAAUUUUAGUCUGUACAUUUUGAUUAGCAUAGAUAAAUAGUAAAAUAUCAUGUCUAACUGGGCACUGAUUGCACUGUGUUUAAAACCUACAUUUACUACCCAAACUUGGUUUUAUUUUUAAAAGCUUUCUCUUGUAGACGUAAUUAUGUUUCACAUUGAUCUGCUAUUAUGUUUGAGACACUUUAUGUAAGUGUAUUGAUAUGUUUUUACAGUCAUUUUUAAAAUUGAAACAUUGCCUUUGACCAACUUCCUCUGUGGUUUUCUCUGAUAGAGGUCUAUCAGUUGUGAACAGGAGCCACUGCAUUACAUGUAAUCGAGUAGUUUUUUUUUUUUCUUUUUUUUUUUUUUUUAAACAUCACUUUUUAAGAAAAAAUACAUAUACAUAUGUUUAAGGAGUAUGAAAACUAUUUUGCAAAAAUAGUAGUGGUCACUCAUUUUGUCAAUGACUUCACAUAUUCUUUUCACAUUUUCACUUAACUGCACUGUAAAUGUGUCCUAUGGUGUGACAUUGAAAAAAUGAUUAAGAAAGUAUAUUAAAUAACAUACAAAUUACUUGAAACAGAAUUGUCUAUAUUGUUACACCAUUAUUUUCUUAAAGUGAUAUUUAUUUCACAUAACAGUACUCCACCUUAGAAUAAUUUUCACCAUGAAUAGUUGAACUUGAUUAACGUUUUCCUAUGAAUGUCAAUAAAACUUUUUCGCCAACCUCACAAAA